AGCUUGUCGGGUCUGUCAGCUUUGCCGGAGAACUUCUCGGCAUGCGAUUCGUGACGAACGUGACCGAUUUAGCAUCAGAGGAUUACUACGACUACAUAAUGCCGGCGGAGGAACGGCGGGAUGUCCACUCGCCGCCACGCUCUCCCAAUCCGGUCGAGUUCGUCGGAGAUCGUCGAGUUCGCCGGAGAUCGCCAAGUUCGCCGGAGAUCGCCGAAUUCGCCGGAGAUCACCGAGUUUGCCGGAGAUCUCGUUGGAGCUCGUCUCAAUUUGAUCUCAUUUUCAUCUCGUGACAGACAUUUGGAGAAGAAUAGAUCUAGGUUAAAUUAAUGAAAUGAGGGGUAUAAUGGUACUUUAGCCAUUAAAAUUUUAAUGGUAAAUUUGAAAAGUGUAAUGUUGAAAAGUGGUAUUAGAAAAGUGGUAUUAGCGGCAAUUCCCCAAAUAGUUUUCAAUAUAAUUUUACUAAAUAUUAUCAAAAUAUAUUAAAAUGUUAAGAAAAACAAAAAUAUUUUCAUUGUGAAUAUAAAAUGAAUAAUAUAAUGUUUAUUUUGUACUAUAUAAAAUUAUAUAUAGAUAGAUUAUUAAUUUAUGAUUUUAGUGGGACUAUAUAUUUACAUGGAAGUUUUAAAAAUAUUAUUAUGUUAUUAUUUUAUCGAUUUGUGUCAUAUUUUACACUGGCCCAAGUUGGGACUGAAAAAAUUUAUUAAUUUAUAGAGAUUAUUAAUUUAUCGAGUAUUAAUUUAUAGAGGUUCUACUGUAUAUAAGUAUCAGUUUUAUUUAUAGAUUUAAAUCUUAUUUUCACUUGUGAAAAAAAAACUACAAAUACUCUUUUUCAUACCAAAUAUAUUACAUAUUUUGUAGUCAAAUAUUUUUUUUACGAGAUAGUCAAAUAUUUCACUUAUAUAUUAGAAAGUUUAUGGUUAUGUUUCAUUACAACAAUGAGGGUGAUUGGUUAGGUUUUACUGUUUUAGCAAUCAUGUUUAUAUAGUUUUUGAAGUUAAAGCCAAUUUUUUGAAGAAAAAAAUGACCUUAAAAACUUUUUUUAAAGCAACAAAAUAUUGUUGUAAGAAUAAUUUUUUUUCUUUUCUUCUCGUUUAAUUUCUACAGCUACAUCAAAAAAAAUUGUACAGAUUAAAUUCUAAAUUAAAAUUUUUACAACUAGUGUCGAACCAAUAUCUCCUAGUAUUUAAUUUGGACAGUUUAUAUAAAUUAAGUAGCUAAAUAUUGUAAUUUAGGACCAUAUCUUUAGGAACAAGUGUGUAUAUUUUUUUCUUUUUGCUAUUCCUAUUCUUUUUUGUAAAAGACCACUCAACGGCUUAACUCUCCAUAAUUGAGGAAAUAUAAAAGUAAUCAAUAUCAUAAAACUGCAAUAUCAAAACAAAGUCGAGCACCAAAAGUCAAAACCACUACCACCGACACCGAGAGUUGAGUUCGUAAGCAAAUUGAAUAAAGAAAGAGGAGAUUCUUUUGUUGGCUAUGGUGUUCAGCAGCGCGGCGAUAGUGGCGGUGGCUGAUGUUUCCACCAACACGUGGCAGCAGUUGAGUAGGGUUCCCUCGUCGGAGAUGUUGAAUACUCGACAGCUUCUUGAGAUGGCUUAUUGCUUCCCGUAUGAUCAUCUCGUUCGCUGUCUAUGGGAAUUUCUGUGUUUGUCCAUACCUGAUUCUUACGAGACUUUAUCUUCUUCUGAUGAUGAUGAGGACGACGAUGAUGAUGAUGAUGGUGAUAAGUAAUGCUUGGUUUUGAUCGUCCUAAUAGUUAUGUUGAUCAUCAUCUACCUUGGAUUUUGAUCAUGGCUAUUACCACUGCUCGCACUCAUAACAACUACACAAGCUGACCUUUACUUUUUUUUUAGUUUCCGAGUCUUUAAUUUGGUACUCCUCUCUCUAUAGUGAUUUAGAGUUACCAUACCAUCUUAGCUUGUUUUGUUUUGACUUUCUGAUUAAUACUUUGUUGAAUCGGUUGCAUCUCAAAUCAUUACGAAGAAAUAAAACAAAAUUAAGCAUGGUAAGACACCAAGAAAACUCAGAUUAAAUCAGAGCAAAUAUCAUUCUCCAAGCAACUGCUUCAUGUCUAAUAGACUUGCUGAAUAUGUUUUUGUUCCCUCUUAUAUGAGCAAAGAUCUGGCUCUUCUCUGAAUCUGCUGAUUGAUUUUCUUAGUUCAUUUAUAUGGGCUGAGCUUAACUAGGCCUCCUCGAUGGUGGACUCUUUGGAUGUAGGUAGCAAAUUUUUAUUCAUGGUUACGUAUCCGCAUAAAUAAUUUUUAUGUUCUUAAAUAUAUAAGUUAUCGUUUUCGCUCAUUAUUAGUUUGGACGUGUUCCGUUGUUACCAUAAUUACAUUGCAUGGCAUUUUCCAUUACAUAUAGGAACAAGUCGAACUUUAGAUUCGAGGCUCUUCUCUUACUAAUGAUUCAUUCAACCGAAAAUAAUAAUAAAGUGAAAAAGUCACAUGUAUCAAUAUGCUGCACCGAAGACAAAAUGUACACUUUUUUUUUUUGACAAAAUGCAUACACAAUUACUCAUUCACACGAUUCGUUUUAUGACAUACUAUCAUGGUAGGGAAUAGAGAUCGUUGGAUCUAUGCAUCGUUUGAAAGAUUUUUACGUGAAAAAUAUAAUCUUAAGCAAUUUGAAAAGAUUCGCAUUAUGAACACAAUAAU
Brassica rapa (field mustard) is the source of this 2654-nucleotide messenger RNA. RefSeq lists its product as uncharacterized. The record is from RefSeq and is a predicted model, not a curated record. Lineage: Eukaryota; Viridiplantae; Streptophyta; Magnoliopsida; Brassicales; Brassicaceae.